CCCUGCAUUCUGACCUCAGCUUCCUAACAAGCUGGGAUAUUCAAUGACAAAAAAAAUUCACUGAGCCUUAAUGUAGCCUAUACGUCACAAAUAAAGUCUUCUUCAGGACUGGAGUCUACAGACUCCUACAGACCAACAGGAGGCAGAGUUCAUGUGGUGAAAAACAAAACUUAUAUUUAGUAUGAUGCAGUCAGUCCUGUAUUACAUUUUCGGUAGUUGAAGAGACCUAUGGCCUUAUUCUCAUUGUAUUAAAACAUGUUAAAGAUACGAUUAGGGCUUUUUUCAUGCUCAGUUGUUUUGCACUUCCCACUUAUAUAUCCUGAACUGUAGUCAGAGACAGUGUGAUAGUAAUCGCCUUGCUAAAGUAUUGUGUGUGUGUGUGUGUGUGUGUGUUAUUCAGCAGGGUGUAAUGUGUGGUUUCGGACGCAGCGCGUGCGGCUGUUUGUUUCCUUCCCGAGUUUGUUGUCUGUCAAACGUGCUGACGUCACGCGCGGCGGCGGAGCGCCCUCGCGAGUGUGUAGUAGAGAAGUUUUGCUAAUGUUGUGUGUCAUGCGAAUAUUUAGACGCUUUCAGAAGCCAACCUGAGAUCCUCGCGUCCACUUUUAAACGGGCGGUUCGGACUGUAGACUAGAAUUUCUGGAGCAAAUGUUCGCGGAUUGGCCCCCGACGGGCGCUUUGGGAGAGUGUUCCGGGUUUGCGAACUGGCAUCGCGUAACCCAAAGUACACUUUAGAAAGUUGGCAUCGGCCUGCUGUAGCAAGCCUGCAUUAUGCUGAUUUGAUCGAGUAGAUAAGAUAGCAUUAAGAAAACAUUUUUUUAAAUAACACGAGCUCGAGCGCAGAUGCAAUGACUGCUGCGAAGUACGGAGGCGAGGAGCUCGAUUUCAGACUGACUUUUGGGGAGGACAGUCAAGCGACGGCCUCAGGCCACACAGAUGUCCAUGCAGAUAAUGGCCCGACCUACUACCACUUAACUACACUCCAACAGCCUGUUUUCCAGCAGCAUCCAGAGGUGCAAUAUGUCACCCAAUCAUCACACUCCCAAGGCCCUCUUACCAGCAGCUAUGCUGCUUCGAGCUCUGGCUCCAAUCCUGUAGAUUCUCCAAGCCGUGUGUUUGAUUGCCCCAGCAUUCAGAUCACUUCCAUCCCAACGACCUGCCAACAAGAUCUGGGUGCCCAGCAACACAGGGUCCAUUUAGAGCAAGAAGGAGCCUCUGGUCCUCUAACAUCCAGGGACCAGCUGUAUUUACCUCUAGAUGUGUCCUAUAGAGACACCUCGGCAUUGUGCCCGAGUCCCUGCAGUAGCUUGUCGUCCCGCAGCUGGCUCUCAGAUGCCUCCUCCUGUGAGUCUUUCUCCCAUGUUUAUGAUGACGUGGAAGCUGAGCUGACUGAAGCAACAGCGAGUUUCAGGUUUACAUCGCCACUCGUGUCACCACAGGGCUCUCCUCUGCCCUCUCCUCUCGCCUCACCCCAGGUAUCACCACAGGUGUCUCCUAUGGUGUCGCCAUUUGGCUCUCCAUCCUGUGCAUACACUGAGGACCCUUGGUCUCGUUAUCAUCAACAGCAGCGCCCCUACUCUCAUUCACUGUCGCCCCAUCAUUCACCUUAUCAGUCACCUCGCACUAGUGUUAACGAGGACACUUGGCUCAGUGCCCGGCCGCAGUCGUCAUCCUCCUCGAAACCCUCUUCUCGUCCCACUUCGCCAUAUGGGAAGCGCCCAUAUUCCAGCGCCGAUGGUAUACAAGGCUCGUCCUCACCUCAUUUCUCUCCCACCCCGAGCCCGUCUCAUUCUCCACGAGGCAGUGUGACUGAUGAGACAUGGUUGGGAAGUACUGCCAUGAUGGCUGGCACCUUCCAGGCCUGUGCACCUGACAUGGACAUCCCCUCUAAAACCAGACGGACUUUUCAGAGUAACCACAGUCAGGAUUGUAUGGCCAUGUUGCUUGGGGAUUCAGGGCUUGAGGAGAAUAGCCUUGUGUCCCCCUCGCUGGAUUCAAAUAUAGAAGUGUCACUGCCACCCAUGAAGAAAGAAGACAUAGUGGAACACUACUUGUCGGUCCCUACACCUUUUACUUGGGGAAAACCUAAGCAAUCACACAAUCCUUUGUUCAGGUCCACAUCUUUACCCUCACUGGACUGUUCACUGCCCAGCCAGUAUGGGCAGUGUGAGCUAAAGUUGGAGGUUCAACCCAGACCCCACCACAGAGCCCACUAUGAGACAGAGGGCAGUCGAGGAGCCAUUAAAUCAGCAUGUGGAAGACACCCUAUUGUGAAGCUACUUGGGUACAAUGAGAAACCAGUCAGCCUGCAGAUGUUCAUUGGGACAGCCGAUGAUCGUCAUGUGAAACCACAUGCAUUUUAUCAGGUGCACAGGAUAACAGGAAAGACUGUAGCCACUCCGAGCCAGGAGAUGGUGAUCGGCAGCACCAAAAUCCUAGAGAUUCCUCUUCUUCCUGAAAACAACAUGUCUGCCAGUAUUGACUGUGCUGGGAUUCUGAAGCUCAGAAAUUCUGACAUUGAGUUGCGGAAGGGGGAAACCGACAUCGGGCGCAAGAACACGCGUGUGCGAGCUGCGUUCCGUGUGCACAUUCCCCAGGCCAACGGAAAAGUGCUCUCGCUGCAAGUGGCCUCCAUCCCUAUAGAGUGUUCCCAGCGCUCAGCCCAGGAGCUUCCUCAGAUAGAGACAUUCAGCCCUACCUGUGACUCUGUGAUGGGAGGCCAGGAGCUGCUGAUCACCGGCCCAAACAUCACCCCAGAGUCAAAGGUCAUCUUCCUGGAAAAAGGCCAUGAUGGUCGAACUCAGUGGGAAGUGGAUGCAAAAACAGUUCAUGAAAAGAGUAGAGAUACUAGCAUUGUGGUGAAAAUCCCUCCAUAUCGUAAGAGGAUCUUGGGGUCGUCUGUACAGGUACAAUUUUACAUCAGCAAUGGGAAAAGGAAGAGGAGCCUUAUGCAACGCUUUACUUACGUCCCAGCAGUGCAGGUCAAGCAGGAAUAUGACCGUGUUGAAGAUACUACAACCUGUGACCAAGCAGAGCACUUCAGCCCUCUGGAGCAGUGGCUCUACUCUGCAGGCCCAGUUUGUGUUCCAUCCUCCAAUCAGCGUAGCUUCUCUCCCAUGGGUUCUCCCUAUCUCAGUCGACAUCAUCCUCCAGAUGGCAGCCUCAGUGAUACAUCUGGGCUUCACCCAAUAUUACACCCAUCAUCAGUGGCUUUUGCUAAGCCCUCCUCAUAUCAAGGACCUCAGCAAAACCUUCCUUACAAUGGACAGCUUAGUCUUCCCUCUGAUGCUGCAUCAAUGCAAGGAGGCAGACCAUCAGCUGUUAUGUCUGAGAAUGUGAGCUCUGUACUAGGAAUUGGGUAUCAAAACACUCCUGGAGGUGUUCAUAGCUUGAAUCAAGUCUCUGAUCACAGGCAUAACGAGGGCUACCUCAGCCCUACCUCAGGGACAAACCAGUGUGAUCCAAAUAGCCUCAAUAACUAUCGAUCUGCUCGUGAUUCUGAAGAGCUGGUCGUGUUUCCAAAGUCCUCGUCCUCUCUGGAGGUUCUUGCCUCCACCAUAGUGCCUUCUACCUCACACUUGAACAGAGAGGCUCUUGUAAACCCAAAAUCUAAUGCAUCCCUUUCCCCAGCUGGUACAAGUGGAACCAUAAGCUCUUCGGGAGCUGAAGCUUCAUCAAACCACUCCAUGGAUGGACAGAGGCUUAACAUUAAACAGGAACCGGAGAAGGAGAAGGAGCUCACCUUCCAGUCCAUCGGGCUGGAGGAUAUCACUCUUGAUGAUGUGAGCGAGAUCAUAGUGAGAGACUUGUUCCAGAGUCCAGAUUCAGCACCGGAUGGAUGCUCAUAGCUUAAAGUAGCCACACCUGAGAAAUCAGGAAUGCAGUACUGUAGAUGCAGGGCUUAGCGUAUGUACUCUGACUGCCACUAAAGAGAAUAAAUAAAUAAAUGAAUGUGUCAAUGAAGAUCGCUAUAUACUAUGAUGAUUUAAAGCUAUGCUAGGUUAUAUCCUAUCUUGGCAAAUGUGAAUGUUCAGUCUGAGACUUUUUUUUUUUUUUUUAACAUUAAGGACUCUUUUGCUGGAUUUAAUGUGUCUUUUGCUGAGGUGCCUUAAGUGUAAAAUAUUCAACUCUUUGCUAAAUGUUGACUGUGAAGCAUAUUUAAGACUCAAAACUAUGCAAUAUGGUUUUAUAAACAAAAUAUUUUAGAAUAGCUGCAUAGGAUCAUUUGGACUGUUACACUGUCAGCUGGGUGUGUUAGUUUAUCACAUUUCUGAAUUGUUUUUAUUUGUAAUUUGGAAUAGCUUAGUUGCAGAAAUGACAUUAAUUUGAAAUGCUUUCAGGUAAAGAACCCACUAAUUGAUAGACACUUAUGUGUCUAUGUGUUAAGUGAUUGUUUCCCAAAACCAAGGUUCGUAUUUAUGAAUUUGUAUGAAACAUUAAGGUACAUGACAUGUAUUGAAAUUCAUAUUAGUUUUGUGGAAAGAUUGAAAAUAAAAGCAUUUUGUCCUUAUAUACUUUGAACAUAAUACCUGGUUUAACCUUUUUUUCCAGUGAAAAUCCUUGUGUACAUAUACAAUUAUGGCCUUGAACUCACAGGACUUCUGAACAUAUUAGUAAAUUGAAGCUCAAAAGUGUUUUCUUUCUUCUUACUUAUUGCUGGAGGUGUGCUGGUACUGUGGUAAUCAUUGCUGCCUCACAGCUUCAAGGUCCCCCCAAAAAAGCUUUAUUUUUCCUCCUACAGUCACUAUACUUUAGAAGAGUUAAAGUUGGGUAAGAUUUGUCAAAAUUUGGCAAGAUUAGGCCUGUAAUGCUUAAACAGGAAUGCUUAAGUAGAGUUUAAUCAGAUUUUAACGACUUUUUCUUUCUUUUUUAACUCCUUGAUCCCUUCCCUCCCCCCAUUCUUCCAAUUUGCACGGAGCUCUGCCCCAGAACCUACAGGGGUUCAACUAGAGUUAGCAUGCUGACUAGAGUUAGCAUUAGCAAGGAGUGUCGUUAAAUCACUUUCGAGCAAACUGCUUAAAGGCCAAGUUAGAAAAUUACAAAGACAAAAAAUUCAGUUAAUAAUUUUGUUUACGAGUGCCAUCACUGUCCUUUGUAAUAAGCUAUCAUGAGCUCAUAAGCUCCGAUAUUACCUUGUUAGCAUUGUUAAUUAAAAGCUUGAACGUUAUAAUAUAAUUCAAUAGCCUGUUGUCAAUUAUUCCUUACAUAAACACAAAAUUCAUAAUGA
This is a messenger RNA of Ictalurus furcatus (blue catfish), 5224 nucleotides long. It is a transcript of the gene nfatc3b, whose product is annotated as nuclear factor of activated T cells 3b. Lineage: Eukaryota; Metazoa; Chordata; Actinopteri; Siluriformes; Ictaluridae. Gene Ontology annotation, molecular function: transcription factor binding; RNA polymerase II cis-regulatory region sequence-specific DNA binding; DNA-binding transcription factor activity, RNA polymerase II-specific. Bases 846 to 3845 code for a protein of 999 amino acids. Gene Ontology annotation, cellular component: transcription regulator complex. The record is from RefSeq and is a predicted model, not a curated record. The transcript is spliced from 10 exons. Gene Ontology annotation, biological process: regulation of transcription by RNA polymerase II; cytokine production; calcineurin-NFAT signaling cascade.